Myotis lucifugus (little brown bat) is the source of this 682-nucleotide messenger RNA. It is a transcript of the gene TMEM134, whose product is annotated as transmembrane protein 134. The transcript has 7 exons. The record is from RefSeq and is a predicted model, not a curated record. NCBI's taxonomy places the organism in Eukaryota, Metazoa, Chordata, Mammalia, Chiroptera, Vespertilionidae. The annotation marks the transcript as partial.
CUGCGCUACCAGAACCUGGAGAACGAUGAGGAAGGAGCCCAGGUGUCUCCGGAGCCAGAUGGGGGAGUCAACACCAGGGAUUCUGGCCGGACAUCCUCCGUCCGCAGCUCCCAGUGGUCCUUUAGUACCAUCAGCAACAGCACCCAGCGCUCCUACAAUGCCUGCUGCAGCUGGACUCAGCACCCUUUGAUCCAGAAGAACCGCAAGGUAGUGCUGGCCUCCUUCCUGCUGCUGCUGCUGGGGUUGGUGCUGAUCCUGGUCGGCGUGGGACUGGAGGUGGCCCCCUCACCAGGUGUCUCCAGCGCCAUCUUCUUCGUGCCAGGCUUCCUGUUGCUGGUCCCGGGAGUCUACCACGUGAUCUUCAUUUACUGCGCGGUCAAGGGCCACCGGGGUUUCCAGUUCUUCUACCUGCCCUACUUUGAGAAGUGAGCCGCCCAUGGACAGCCGGACAGCAGGAAUCCACGUCGGCCCCGGCGGCCUCCUCUCGUCCCCAGGGGGCGCUCUCGGCCAUUGUCCAGUCCGGAGUUUGCUCAGGAAGUUUGGGGUCUGCCGACCCUGCGCCCAUUACCUGGGCCUGGCAAGUCGCCCUUUGCCUGCUCUGUGCCUUAACUUAUCCUCGGGCCCUGGGACUACUGAGUGGUGGUGUUGUACGCUAAUAAAAGGGGUGCUUCUAUCCAGCAAA